Siniperca chuatsi (mandarin fish) is the source of this 1422-nucleotide messenger RNA. It is a transcript of the gene fam228a, whose product is annotated as family with sequence similarity 228 member A. Lineage: Eukaryota; Metazoa; Chordata; Actinopteri; Centrarchiformes; Sinipercidae. The record is from RefSeq and is a predicted model, not a curated record. The transcript has 8 exons. The coding region runs from base 418 to 1374 and encodes 318 amino acids.
GCUAGUCAGAGAGGGAGACUAAAAGUUAGCUGUCGCCACAUUUUUUAACUAGGAUAUUACGUGGCUACAACUUCUGACCCAAAACAAAAGGGAGUUUUGGUUCAUUUUAGCUAUUUUUUGCUGUUUUUCUCAUGAAGUUCUGACCCAAAACGUCUCAAAUCAACAAAGGUAAGAAACCACAACAUCGCUAUGAUGAUAGGGCUGGUAAAUUCUAAAUUAGAAGACACUGUUUAGAUUAGAUUUAACUUCAUUUCAUGCAACACUGCUACACACAGAGUAAUCAUGUGAUACAAUGUAUUUAGCCUGUAGCAUUUAAGACUAACGUUACUUCAGGUUUAUUGGGGCCAGUAGGCCACUAGCCUAUAAGCAAGUUAUCACUGAUGGUUCAAAACCGUUUUUUUUCCUCAUGAUUUAGGGAUGAGACCCAAGAAGAAAGACAAAGCCAGUGGUGUGAUCACCUUCCACACACCUUUUCCUGUCAGCUUGUUGAAAUCAGAGGAGUCCAUUGCAGACGUGAAGGACGCCACAGAGAGCAGAAAGAGCCCAUCUCAGCCAAGUGCGAGGACUGGGAGCACCAGUAAAUGUGUAAAAGUGGGGAAAAGGGGUGAGGCCUCACCCUCUGGGCCACAGCCGGGCACCAGGCAGGACUGGCUCUCUCACAUCUCCCUCAGGCGACUGCAGGCAAAGAUGGAGGCUGAAAAUCAACAGGCGAAAGAAAUAAUCAAACCUUUACUGGAUACAGAAAAUGGUUUUGUGAAGGAGUUGGAGAGGUUUCUGAGCCAAUGGGAUGUAACAGAGCUGAGGAGGAGAGAACUGCUGCACAAGCGCUGGACUGAGCGUGUAUGGUUUCCCCUCCAGAGGAGAGUGGAGGAACAUGUGUCCAGCUGUAGCCCUGUGGAGGCCAAGAGGCGUCAGAGCUUAUACAGUCACUACCUCCAUCACUGCAACACCAAGGGUUUUGUGUUUCUAGAAACCUAUGAUCUAAAGGAAUACAACCCCUUUCUUCUCAACAUCAAAAAGCCACACUUCUUCAAGCUCAGUACAGCGGACUUAAAGCACCCAUUCUACCUUCAGUCACAUGAAAGACUGAAGGAAAAGAGAACAGCCCGUUCUUGUGAAGCAGGAUGUAAUUACAAGCUACCUCAGAGUGACCGUCCUCUUGGUGAGUCUGUGAUGUCUCAAGCCGACGUGCUCCUGCAGGCCUCAUCUAAUUAUCCAGUCUCUGCAUCCAGAAACUCUCCAGCGGAGGAUGAGACUGAAGCAAGGAAGUCCAGCAGGCUCAAAACCAUACCAUACCACAUCAGUGCAACUGUAACCCCAGAUGGAAGGUGCCAUCAGACCAGCUGCUGGCUCUCCAGAUGUGGAUGUUGGUAACAACCAGCAAGUUUACAUCAGUCCUUGCCUACAUCCAAAUAAAAUCCA